Tremella mesenterica DSM 1558 is the source of this 762-nucleotide messenger RNA. RefSeq lists its product as uncharacterized. The record is from RefSeq and is a predicted model, not a curated record. The coding region runs from base 1 to 762 and encodes 253 amino acids. The transcript has 6 exons. NCBI's taxonomy places the organism in Eukaryota, Fungi, Basidiomycota, Tremellomycetes, Tremellales, Tremellaceae.
AUGAGUGUCCUCGAGUGUACUGUUCCCUUCACAGAAGCAGAUGACAAUGUUUCUAAAGCCCUUGGUGAGAUACUUGAAGUGACUGCACGGGCUCUGACACACGGGCCUGCUUCGCUUGUGCCAGUGGGACAGGUACUGACACCACUGAAGAUUGUGAGUGGGACCCCGACUGCUCGAGUGGAAUGUUGCUGUGCAGAACUGGCAAUGGGGCAAGCUUGGGAUACAUUGUUGACAAAUGAGUAUUCCGAACAGAGGUGUGAACAGGCAAGCCGGGUUUUGGACAUACAAACAUAUUUGAUCAAGUCACGCCCCAGCAAAGCUAUUGCCACCUCACAAGGCGCAGAUUCCCCUCAGUCUGGGGAUAGUAGGAUUAAAAAAUGGGGUGUACACCUCUUCUCAUGUUCUGCGUUGAUUCUGCACACCACAAUGAGUGUUCUCGGUCAUACUGUCCCCUUCACAGAAGCAGAUGACAAUGUUUCUAAAGCCCUUGGUGAGAUACUUAAAGUGACUUCACGGGCUGUGACACACGGGCCUGCCUCGCUUGUGCCAGUGGGACAGGUAUUGACACCACUGAAGAUUUACCCCAACUGCUUGGGCAGAAUGUUGCUGCGCAGAACUGGCAAUGGGGCAAGCUUGGGAUACAUUGUUGACAAAUGGGUAUUCCAAACACUAAAACUUGCAGGAGGUCGCGCCCCAGCAAAGCUAUUGGCACCUCAUAAGGCGCAAAUACCUCCCAGUCCAGGAUUAGCAGGGGGAUAUUGA